This is a messenger RNA of Exophiala oligosperma, 882 nucleotides long. RefSeq lists its product as uncharacterized. The transcript has a single exon. Lineage: Eukaryota; Fungi; Ascomycota; Eurotiomycetes; Chaetothyriales; Herpotrichiellaceae. The record is from RefSeq and is a predicted model, not a curated record. Bases 1 to 882 code for a protein of 293 amino acids.
AUGUUGUCCAUACUCUUGUUCGUGUUGUCCACAUUGUUGGCUCUUGCGUCUUCGCAAACGAUAUCCUCCGGGGAUGGCUAUACUGGGUACUCACUGUCUGUGAGUGGCGACGGCGAGUCAACAGUGUACGAGACCGACAAUACCGACACUUCGAACGGAACUGCUGUGACGCCACCGGAUGUCUAUCUGAAUGCCAGUGUAUUCGUCGGAGAGAUCGACAUCACAGUUUCGAAUCUGACAGCAAAAAUCAAUCUUGAUGCUCAAGUUCUUUCGUUGCUGCAAUUCAACGCUGGUGUCGACUUGAGCAUCAAUCGUGUGGCGCUGACCAUUCAAAAUGUGUCGGCCAAGGUCGAACUGGAGGCAAGGCUCGAAAACCUGGUUCUCAUGAUCAACGACACACUCAACUCCAUCGACUUGAACCCAAUUAUUGCAACCUUGGGCCAAGAUGUCGGCACAUUGGUGAACGACACCGUUGGAGGGCUCGGAGGUGACUCGACCUCGGAUUCCAGCGACUUGUCGGCUCGUUCAUUCAACCUCGACCAGGGCAUUCUGUUUUCAGUCAACAACUACCAGGGAAACACCCACAAAAACCGAAUCUUGGAUCAAGCGGGAAACAUAGUCGACCAGUAUCUUCACAAUGAUGGGACGGUUUACCGAAGUGAAAUCGUUGGGUCAUAUUGGCAUGAUAUGACUUUCACUGGAGAAGAGAGAAGUGCUGUCUUUGACGGCGAAAACGUCAAGGAACUCGAAUACUCGUAUACCCCUUACAACGGGUUGAGUAUAAUAGCUUCAAUCUUCCUUGACACGCAGAGCAAUGUGGUGGGAACAAGAGUACUGAGUGAACUAGAGGGUGGUGGAUCAAGCACAAUCAGUGCGGACUGA